GGUGCACCGCGUGAAGGUAAUUCUAUUGCACACCCCUGUUUAUUAAAAUGUAAGUCCAUUUUUUCAGUUGUUUCGUUUCUCCAAUUAAUCACUUAUUUUUUCGCUGGUCAUUAUUUCACUAACAUUAACUUUGAAUAUGUUUGUUUUUUGCGAUCCAAUCAGUUUGAUUCAGGCGGCCCAAUGAUGUGUCGAUCGGGAGUGGAUGGCCAGUUCAUUCUGGUUGGCAUCAUCUCCUUCGGAGUCAACUGCGCCUCCGGCUAUCCGGGUAUUUACACUCGCGUCAAUUCCUACUUGGAUUGGAUCCGUGAAAUAACCUCCAAUAACUAG
This is a messenger RNA of Rodentolepis nana, 327 nucleotides long. NCBI's taxonomy places the organism in Eukaryota, Metazoa, Platyhelminthes, Cestoda, Cyclophyllidea, Hymenolepididae. The record is from the annotation of a GenBank genome assembly.